UCGUAAAUAAAUCAACAAAACAUCUUAAUUAGCACGACAUUUUCGUAAAUAAAUCAACAUUUGUGGGACCCGCAUUUAAUAAAAGUUGUUGACUUAUUUGCAGAAAUGUCACUAGAUAUAUACGGUAUUUUUUUUAUUUAUUAUCUCUUUUUAGAAAAGAAGUACUUUUUUGUUUAUCAUGAAGAUAAACUUGUAUUUUCAUGGGGGAGACCCACUUUAUCACCCAUCCACUGUCAUUCAACUAUGCCUUUUAAACCAGAUUUUAAUUGUUACUUUCUCACCUAGAUACAUUCCAUGAUAGUGUGAGAAUGAAUUUGUUGUGCUUAUGUUUAAAAAGUGGCAGCGAAGAAAAAUCAUUUUAGAAAGAUGGGUGCUGCAAAGAUGCAUAUAUUGAGAUAGAUACGUGGGAACUUUUUAAGGAUAGAAUUAGGAAUGACAUAAUUCAUUAAUUUGGAGGGUAGUUGGAGUUACCGAUAUUGAGGAUAAGGAAGAAUCAGUUGUGUUGGUUUGGGCUUUUGAGGUGAUGACCAGGAGAUACACCAGUAAUUAAUGUGAAAAGUUUAGAUCACGGAGAUUUUAGAAGAAGCCAACGAAGGCCAAAGAUGACUUGGAUUGAGGGAGUUCGAGUUGAUAUAAAGAAAUAGGUUUACAUAAGUAUAUAACUACUUCAUAGAAGUAAAUGGAGGGAGAUGAUCUUUGUCAAUGGCCUGCGUAGAUAAAAGCUUCAUGUUGCUAACCACAUCCUUUUGCAUAUAUUAUGACAUUGUAUAUUUAAAAAGUAUGUCAUUUGUAUAUUUGUACAACUGUUAUUAAUAUAUCCGGAUAGAAACUAAUGUCCAAUGACGCGUUGAUUUUAUUUUUAUUUACUGUAUUUCUUUGGACGAAAUAUCAAAUGUUUACACUUUAAUGCUGUUAGAGUGUUGGGUGUGUUAACUUUUUUUUUUUUUUUUUUCUCGUGUCAAUGUUAAUAUACUGUAUAAACAGAUGCUUUGAAUUAAAUGUCAGUAAUGGGUAGGGGGGAAAUCGCAUGAAACUGCAUUAGUGCAAUCUCCACUUCCGGUGUGGAUAGACUCAAUUAGUCCAUGAUUUACAAUAUAUAAUAGAUAAGUAGCCCCACUCUAUUGUGACCUAGAUUUGAAUUAGUCUAAAGGCAUCAAAAAUCUGACUAGCCAAGAUUUGAAUUAGUCUAAAGCUAUGUACAGAUGUACUUCAACACCCUCAUUAACCUCAAAAAUUGUGUCGUGUGCUGUCUUGCCAGUGUUACGUUACUUACUUAGAUACUUUAUUUUUAACUAAAAACUUGACUUUUUUCAACGAAAUAGCUAGGUUUGACACUUGGACACCCAUAUAUGAGUAGACACUUAAUCCUUUUCCAGGUAACGUAGGUAUAAUGGACCAAGGUUUGAAUUAGUCUAUAGCAAUAAAACAUGGUGGGAAACUGGGAAUGACUAUUCCUACUCGUUUCUUUAAUUUUCAAGGGGUGUGGAAUAUUAAAUACCAACUGUAACGUCUGUAAGUAGUGACUGCUUUGAAGCUCGGACUUUGAUAUUCUUCAUCUUUAGAGUCGGGGAGGAUGAAGCAAAGUCCAAAAGUUGGUCACUUGCAUUUUUAUGUGAAAUAGCAGGAAAACUUCAUAGUUUAUGACUUUUAGGCAACCUUAUGAACAUGACUCGAAUUUGGAGACUACUAUUAUCUUUAAGCUAUUGCAUGUAAGGAUGUCAAUUGGGUGGGUUGGAGGCGGAGGAUGGUCUCUCCACACCCUUCCCCACCUAAAAAUAUCAUACCCAUCCCCGCUCCACCACUUGGAUAUUCAUAUCCACCCCAUAUCGGCUAAUUGGACAUAUAUACCAUUUCUAUUCAUACAAUAUGACCAUAAUUCCCUUAAUUCUACGAGUAAAGCUUGACUUCGACUUAUAUAACUUUUUUUUUUUUUUGGGGGGGGGGAUGGGGCAAGUCUAGUGUAAACUCCAUACCCGACCCAUCACUCGGUACAAUUUUUUAUCCCCGUCAUUCGCCAAACCUCUCUCCAUCCUUGUGGUCUUCUAUUUGAUCAACCCCACUCACAUCCCUAUGCAUCUUACUUAUCAUCAUUCAUCAUUGUGAUUAGAGUCAAUGAUUUCUCAGUAUAUAUAUUCUACGAACACAAUUAUUCUAGGGCUCAACAAGUUUCAAACCUGAAAUUCCUCUCCUUGAAAAACAUGUCAGGAUUACAUUUAAUACGAGAAAUUAAGUUUCUCUUGGUUUUUCUAGUUGGGAUUUGCUUCACAAAAACCCCUUCCUUUAGCUUUGAAAUUAACACCCAUAAGUGCAUAGAGAAGGAAGGAGAGGCCAUUCGCAGCAUUCACCCCACCUGUGCUAAACACUACAGUCAGUAUUACCAUGACUGCUGCAAUUGGCCUGGUGUCUAUUGCAGCAACCUCACUGGCCAUGUUAACCAACUUUUGUUGAGUGAGUUCUUAUCAUACUGUGAAGAUGGUCUUUUGCCUAAAAAUAUCACUGAACUUUUGCCUCUUCAAAGUCAAACUAUCCAUUUGGAUCCUUCCUUGAUUGCUCUUGAAGACUUGAUCUACCUAGAGAUCACCAACCUAGCAGGUUCUUAUGAAGUUCAUGCCAACCUAAGCUUUAUUGGCUCCUUUCCUAAAUUGAGACAUCUUAUUUUUGCAAGUUUUAAUUUAAAUAGAGGUAUAGAUAUUCCUCAUCAGGUUGGCAAUCUUACAAAGUUGCAUUAUCUGGAAAUAUCUUAUAGCAAUAUGCUUGCUAGAAGCCUUAACAUGCUGUCACAUCUUACUUCACUAAGGCACCUCAUUUUUCUGAAUGUUGAUCUCAGUGAAGCUACGGAUUGGAUUCGUGUUGUCAAUAACCUCCCUUCCUUAGAGCACUUGGAGUUGAGUGAAUGCUAUCCUCCUGAUGCUAUUCUUCACCCUCAUUCUAUUAUUAAUUCCUCCAAGUCACUUGCUUUCCUUGAUCUCUCUUAUAAUUUUCUCAAACCUUCCUCGAUAUGGACUUGGAUCUUCAACCAUAGCUCUCUAGUUAGAUUCUCCCUGUCUGAGACCCUAUCAAGUGAUAGUAAAAUUCCAAGUAGAUUUAGGGAAAUGACUUCUCUUUCACAUCUCGAUCUCUCUAAUAAUUAUCUCAAAGGUGACCUUCCUAGUUCUAUCAAGGGUCUUUGCAGGCUUCAAAAAUUGGAUCUAUCUGGAAAUAAUCUCAAGGAAGAUCUUUCGAGCAUCUUUCAAUCUUUAUCCUGUUCAAACAAGUCAUUGAUGUUCCUCUCAUUGCAGAGUAACCACCUUACUGGUUCAUUGCCAGAUUUCACGAAGUUUCAUUCCUUAACAGAGUUGAAUCUGGCCUCGAACAGACUAAAUGGUUUAUUUCCUUCUACUUUUGAAAGACGUUCAAAUCUUGUCACAUUAAAUCUUCAAGAAAAUCAACUUACAGGAUCUGUGCCUGAUCUUUCCAUAUUUAGGUCACUGAGAGUGUUGCAACUUCAAAAUAACCAAUUAAAUGGCACAAUACAUGCAGGUCUAGGACAACUUUCAAGGCUUGAGGAGCUGGAUGUUUCCUCAAACUCAUUGAAAGGUGAGAUUAGUGUGAGUCACCUCUUGAAUCUCUCUAGGUUGCAUCACUUGGAUAUGUCCUUUAACUCAUUGUCUUUUAAUGUUGGCUCUGGUUGGGUGCCUCCAUUUAGAUUGGACACUAUAGGACUUGCUUCUUGUAGGUUAGGAUCUCGCUUCCCAGAAUGGCUUCGAACUCAAACAAAUUAUGUAAGCUUGGAUAUGUCACAUGCUGGGAUAUCGGAUACCAUUCCCUUUUGGUUUUGGAAUCUUUCUUCAAGAGCUACAUUCAUCAGCCUAUCUCAUAACAGACUUCGUGGUGAGCUUAUCAAUCCAUCAACUAAAAACAGCACGGCUUCCUCGUUCUCUGCCAUUGAUUUGAGCUCUAACCUCCUUGAGGGUUCUUUAACACUGUACUUUGGAGAUUAUGAUUAUCUUAAUCUCUCUAGAAAUAGUUUCUCUGGGCCAAUAUCUUUUAUCUGCAAAAGUGCAUGGAUGUUAGGCCUUGACCUUUCACAUAACCUCUUUUCUGGUAAGUUACCUGAUUGUUGGUCUUUGUUUGGUUUUGAUCUAUCUGUCUUAGAUCUGUCAAAUAAUAACUUGUCUGGGGAGCUUCCUAGUUCAUUUGGUUCCUUAAUCAGGUUAAACAGUUUGCAUUUGAGAAAUAACAAGUUCUCUGGGAAGAUACCUUCGUUCUUUUGCAACUUUACCCGAUUAGUUUAUUUAGAUCUUGGUGACAACCUAUUUUCUGGAGAAAUACCAAAGUGGAUGGGGCAUAUGCUACCAAAUUUGACAGUUCUUAGUCUUCGGAACAAUUCCUUCUCUGGAAAAAUACCUCUAGAACUUUGCCAUUUAUCUUCUAUUCAAAUUCUUGAUCUGUCUACAAACAAUAUCUCUGGAGUGAUUCCAAAUUGUCUGUGCAGCUUUGCUGCAAUGACACAGGAACUGAGACCCCCUGUAGAUAUUCAGGACAUGAAUGGUACUUUCUUAUCCAUCGGCCCAUACAAAGACUACAUCUCCCUUGUAUUGAAAGGAUUCAUUUAUGAGUAUAAAAACCACCUGGAACUUGUAAAGAGCGUCGAUCUUUCAAGUAACAUGUUGGGAGGGAUCAUUCCUGCUGAAAUUUCUUGUCUUACAGGAUUGAUUUCCUUGAACCUUUCAGGAAACAAUCUCAUUGGACCUAUCACUGUAAAGGUUGGUCAGAUGAAGUCUCUAGAGUCCUUGGACUUGUCUAAUAACCAUCUUUCUAGCCAGAUUCCUUCAACUCUUACAAAUUUGAACUUCUUGGGAACUUUGAGCUUGGCAAAUAACAACUUGUCCGGGAGGAUUCCUACAGGAACUCAAAUUCAAACCUUUGAUGCUUCAGCGUUUGCAGGAAAUCCUAGACUUUGCGGGGACCCACUUCCGAAGAAGUGCAUUGAAGAGGGAGCCAAAGCAGAUGAGAACAAUAAUCACGAGCCCACAAACAACGAUGAAGAUAUAUUUUUGGGGUUGUAUAUCAGUAUUGCUCUUGGGUUUAUCUCUGGUUUUUGGAUGGUCUGUGGUUUCUUGAUAUUCAAGAGAUCUUGGAGAUAUGUGUAUUUUCGCUUAUGGAUUCAUUUGUAUGACAGGCUCUAUGUGAUCACUUCUCUGAAACUUGCUUCUAUUCGAAGAUGUUUCCAAGCUUGAUUUCUAUGGUUCUCCAUCUGUUCAGUCUGCUGAAUACAAAAGUAGUUUUUAAAGAAUGAACUCUUAUAAAUGUCAAGCUUGUAACAUGCUCAAAUCAGAAGACAGAUCAUAAAACUGGUGAUUUUUUGCUAACGUUUUUCUUUGAGCAAGCACUUUUAGAUAGUGUUUCUUGUAGAGUGCAUGCUCUGAUAGUCUGAUGCCUAAGUGCAACCUGUUGAUCUUAUCUUAUCCAAGUCUUAGCUGUGAAUAACUCUGUAUGCGUCGUGUGAGUAUUAGUGAACUUGCUGAUUCUUUGAAGCCUUCCUUUGUGUGAUUAGUAGUGAACUAACUGUUUCUUUGAAGUCUUCCAAUUUGUCGACGUGAUAAAGCUGUUUGAUUUCUUGAAUCUGGUGGUGUUGAAUUUUACCAGAGUUAUGAUUCGCUCGUAAAAGUGAAUGCUCCUACUCUCCUAGUAUACUAUACGGGAGUAGAAGCUUGAAUCUUCUGCUGAAAGUGGAAUUAAAUGACAGGUGCUUUUGUGUGGACGAUUCAGACUUUCCAAAGUUUGUAAUAUUGGAUUAUUGUACUACUUAAAUUUGGAUUAGAAAGCGACUGUCCUACAUUCCACCCUACCAAAGAGUCAAAUUCGACUUGCGUAAGGCGUAGCAAGCUUGCAACCAGGGUCAACACUCUGGGGUCUUUGUAGCUUCAUAUUUCUUCGCUGCACAAUACUGGACUGCUAACUAAAGUUGAUUCUUUAGGGCAUUGCCAUCGUGGAUCGUUUUUUUUUUUUCAUUGUUUGCGCAAAAAUUAUUUUAAGUUCCACUAUGUCUCGCUCUUUAAUUUAGCCCACCAAAACGUAAUAUUCCCUUCAUCUCAUUAAUAAGGGCUUGUUUUCCAUAGUUUACAAAUUUUAACAGAGUAUAAAUGAAUUAUAAAAAAACAUGCAUGCAGUCAUUGAGAAUAAUCAUAAUAAGUACUUGUAAUUAUUUAAGGGAGACAAUAAUGAAAAAAAACCCUAUUUGAACAAUGUGAAGUAUAGAUGUACCAAUUUUAAAGGGUAAUUAAGGAAGUUUAGAAUUUUUUUUUUUUUUUUUUUUUUUUUGAAAUAAGAAAGUUUAGAACUAAAAGUACUUUUUAUAAAAUACUUGUAGAAGUAUGUAGGUUUUUUUUUUGGUGUGGGAAAUGUAGGUAAUAAUGUUAAACUUGUAUUUUCUCAUUUCUAUGGAAUGAUAUUAGACUAUAAAUUUUUUCUUAAAAUAAAGAAGACUUUAUUCUGAUUUACUGAAUUGAACUGAAAUGAUUAGAUCUAAACUGAAGUGAAUAUUUUAUGAGAGAAGGAAAUCUGAAACGAUGAACAGAACUGAAAGUUCUCAAAAAAAAAAAAAAAAAAAAAAAAACAUAUAUAUAUAGGGGAAGGUUCUGGUGAGAAUUUUUCUUAUGUGAGAAUUUUUUCUUAUGUGAAAACACUAUUUAUGUUCUAAAUUUUUACUUGUAUGUUCUAAAAUUUUAAAUCUGAUGUUCUAAACUUUUACUUAGGUGUUCUAAAUUAAAUCAAUUGUUCUAAUUUAGUACUCACAUAUUCUAAACCAUAAAUUAGUUAAGUUUGAUGUCAUAAAUUUUAAAUAACUUGUUCCAAAAUUUUAAAUUUUAUGUUUUA
Molecule: messenger RNA, 6858 nt
Organism: Chenopodium quinoa (quinoa)
Lineage: Eukaryota; Viridiplantae; Streptophyta; Magnoliopsida; Caryophyllales; Amaranthaceae
Product: receptor-like protein 12
Exons: 1
Coding region: 2199-5219 (1006 amino acids)
Molecular function (GO): protein binding
Source: RefSeq, a predicted model, not a curated record